AUGGUACACUUAUGGCUUCGUACUGAGACUAAAAGGAAGGAACAUAGAGCUGCGAUUACACCCUCCAAAUGUCAAACGCUUUUGGAACGUGGGUUUAAGAUAACCGUAGAAAGAUCCUCACAAAGAAUAUUUGAUGAUGAGGAAUAUGAAAGAGUGGGCUGUACUCUCGCUCCUUCUUUGAGUUGGAAAACAGCUCCCCUCGAUGCAUAUAUCAUUGGACUAAAAGAGCUACCCGAAAACGACAAUUCUCCACUUGCACAUACACACAUUUUUUUUGCUCAUUGUUACAAAAAUCAAGCUGGAUGGCAGGAUAUUAUAAGGAGGUUCGCCAAGGGGGGAGGAACAAUCUUAGACCUCGAAUUUUUAAACGAUGAGAGAGGUCGGAGAAUAGCAGCAUUUGGUUUUCAUGCAGGCUUUGCAGGGACAGCGAUUGGUCUCGAUGUUUGGGCAAACCAACAUCUACAUAGUGGGCAAGAGUAUCCGCCAAUUGACCCUUAUCCCAAUGAGGACGCACUUGUAAGUCAUAUCAAGCAACGUUUGGAUGCUGCAGUAGCACUAGGUAACUCUUACCCACGCGUGAUGGUUGUGGGUGCGUUGGGCAGGUGUGGGAAAGGAGCCAUUGCUAUUGCACAGAAAGUUGGGAUUCCCGAAUCAAACAUCAUCAAGUGGGACAUGGAAGAGACAAAACCGGGGGGUCCGUUCCCAGAAAUCCUUGAAUGUGAUAUUUUCGUAAACUGUAUUUAUCUCAGCCAGAAAAUUCCGCCGUUUAUUACAAAGGAAAUGUUAGACGGAGAAAGAAAACUGUCAGUGAUCGUCGAUGUCAGUUGCGAUACGACAAACCCGAAUAAUCCUAUUCCCAUUUACAAUAUCAACACGACUUUUGACAACCCCACUGUACAAGUUGAGACCAAUAACCCAAAGCCUGUAGACGUAAUCUCCAUCGAUCAUCUUCCCACACUUCUUCCUCGUGAAAGCAGCGAACAGUUUUGUGGAGACUUGCUUCCAACUUUGUUGCAACUUCCAGAGAGGGAUACAGCACGUGUUUGGAUAGAGACAGAGAAACUGUUUAAAGAGAAGGUUGCAUUGCUUGAUCAAUAA
Paraglomus occultum is the source of this 1098-nucleotide messenger RNA. The record is from the annotation of a GenBank genome assembly. Lineage: Eukaryota; Fungi; Glomeromycota; Glomeromycetes; Paraglomerales; Paraglomeraceae.